Messenger RNA from Drosophila hydei, 3390 nucleotides. RefSeq names its product peripheral plasma membrane protein CASK (gene CASK). The transcript has 19 exons. Bases 574 to 3294 code for a protein of 906 amino acids. Gene Ontology annotation, cellular component: plasma membrane; cell-cell junction. The record is from RefSeq and is a predicted model, not a curated record. Lineage: Eukaryota; Metazoa; Arthropoda; Insecta; Diptera; Drosophilidae. Gene Ontology annotation, molecular function: signaling receptor binding; protein kinase activity; ATP binding. Gene Ontology annotation, biological process: protein phosphorylation; regulation of neurotransmitter secretion.
CCAGUUCAGUUGUCGCCUGUUCUUUGCCAAUCAAUUCACGGUUCGUGUUUGUUUUAAGUUAAAAUAAGUGAAUAAAUAGCAAUAAUAAAUUAGUAACACUAUAAACGGAAUGUGUACAAGUAUCAGGUGAACCUUUAGCGGCAAACCGAAAUAAAUAUUGGAUAUGCCAUAAGACGUAAACCAAAAUUCUGUGCAAAUUUCGGUUGUUCGGCGCUGAGAUUGGAGGGCUACAUGCGACGAAAUGAAUCUUUAACACCAGCUCAGCAACAACAACGCAAUCAAUAACAACGAAGCAACAACUGCAACAACAAGACAUAUAGCCGCACACACACUCACACACGCACACUGACAUUUCGCUACUCAGAGCAAAGACUAAAGUUCAUAGAAGUUUCUGAAGGAGGACGGAAGCACCAACUGCUGUUUGACCAGGAGCAGGAGCAACAGUCGGGAACAUCGGCAGUAGCAGCAGUAGCAGCAGCAGCAGCAACAGCAGCAGCCGUGGUGCAGCUCAUCAAUAUUCCAAAAAGCAAUUGAGCCAGGCGGGCACAGGCAUUAAUUCAUCAAUUAUUCAAAAUGACCGAAGACGAAAUUCUCUUUGACGAUGUUUACGAACUGUGCGAGGUCAUUGGCAAAGGACCCUUCUCCAUUGUACGCCGCUGCAUACAUCGAGAGUCCAAUCAGCAGUUUGCUGUCAAAAUUGUUGAUGUGGCCAAGUUUACGGCAAGCCCAGGACUAAGUACAGCCGAUCUGAAACGCGAAGCCACAAUAUGUCACAUGCUGAAGCAUCCGCACAUAGUUGAGCUGCUGGAAACCUACAGUUCCGAGGGCAUGCUCUACAUGGUAUUCGAGUUCAUGGAAGGCUCCGACUUGUGCUUUGAGGUUGUGCGGCGCGCUGUCGCAGGCUUUGUCUACAGCGAGGCGGUGGCUUGUCAUUAUAUGCGACAAAUACUGGAGGCAUUGCGUUAUUGCCAUGAGAACGAUAUACUGCAUAGGGAUGUGCGACCCGCUUGUGCACUUUUGGCGACAGUGGAUAACUCGGCGCCAGUGAAGCUGGGUGGCUUCGGCUCGGCGAUACAGUUGCCGGGUACACGGGAAACCAUAGAAACACAUGGACGCGUAGGCUGUCCGCAUUAUAUGGCGCCGGAGGUGGUCACAAGGCGUCUGUAUGGAAAGGGCUGCGAUGUUUGGGGUGCUGGUGUAAUGUUGCACGUUCUGCUCUCUGGUAGGCUGCCAUUUUUGGGCUCUGGUGUUCGACUGCAGCAGUCUAUAGCACGCGGAAGGUUAUCGUUUGAAGCGCCAGAAUGGAAAUCAAUUUCGGCCAACGCAAAGGAUCUAGUCAUGAAAAUGCUCGCUGCCAAUCCACAUCACAGAUUAUCUAUAACCGAGGUGCUAGAGCAUCCCUGGAUACGUGAUCGCGACAAAUUACAGCGCACGCAUCUAGCAGAGACAGUUGAGGAAUUGAAGCGCUACAAUGCGCGGCGCAAGCUUAAGGGCGCGGUGCAGGCCAUUGCUGGUGGUACUAACAUGGAUCCACUUUAUGCAACGGAUGCGGAUAUGCCCAUUGCGGGCGCUCCAGACGAGUGGGCAGACGAAGAGGCAGGGAUUGAAGCAGUGCAGCGUAUAUUGGACUGCCUGGAUGAUAUUUAUUCGCUACAGGACGCGCAUGUGGAUGCGGAUGUGCUGCGCGAUAUGCUGCGUGAUGGUCGCUUACAACAGUUUCUGCAGCUUUUCGAUCGCAUUAGCUCCACGGUCAUCACAACAAAUGGUCGGGCGCCUACCGCCGAGGCUGUUGCGCGCAGUCGCGAUGUCCUAGAACAAUUGUCAUCAGUUGGAGUCAGUGCAGGCAAUAAGUAUGCCAAGGAUGAGCUGAUGCAGCUGCUCGCAACGCCACACUUGCAGGCUCUGCUACAUACACACGAUGUUGUUGCCCGAGACGUGUAUGGCGAGGAGGCGCUACGCGUCACUCCGCCGCCAAUGGUGCCCUUUCUCAAUGGCGACGAGCUGGACAACGUUGAGGGCGGCGAGCUGCAGCAUGUGACACGCGUGCGUCUCGUGCAGUUCCAAAAGAACACCGACGAGCCCAUGGGCAUCACGCUUAAAAUGACAGAGGACGGGCGGUGUAUAGUGGCGCGCAUCAUGCACGGUGGCAUGAUACAUCGGCAGGCCACACUGCACGUGGGCGACGAGAUACGGGAGAUCAAUGGUCAGCCGGUGCAGCAUCAGUCAGUGGGUCAAUUGCAACGAAUGCUGCGCGAGGCACGCGGUUCGGUUACCUUUAAAAUAGUUCCUUCUUACCGUAGCGCACCACCACCCUGUGAGCUUUUCAGGAUAAGACCUGCUCCAGUGCUUAUUUUCGUUCGUGCACAGUUUGAUUAUAAUCCGCUGGAUGAUGAGCUUAUACCAUGUGCCCAGGCAGGGAUUGCAUUCCAAGUAGGCGACAUACUGCAGAUCAUCAGCAAGGACGAUCAUCAUUGGUGGCAGGCGAGAAUUGAUACGGUGGGCGGUUCGGCGGGCCUGAUACCAUCACCUGAGCUGCAGGAAUGGCGCAUUGCUUGUCAGACCGUUGAUAAGACCAAGCAGGAGCAGGUGAACUGUUCCAUAUUCGGGCGCAAAAAGAAGCAAUGUCGAGACAAAUAUUUGGCUAAACAUAAUGCCAUAUUCGAUACGCUCGAUGUGGUUACGUACGAAGAGGUUGUUAAAGUACCAGUCGGUGAUCCGAACUUUCAGCGCAAGACUUUGGUGCUAUUAGGCGCACAUGGCGUGGGCAGGCGGCAUAUUAAGAAUACAUUAAUAUCAAAGUAUCCCGACAAGUACGCGUAUCCCAUACCACAUACAACGAGACCUGCUAAGCCCGAGGAGGAAAACGGACGCAGCUAUUACUUUGUUUCACAUGACGAGAUGAUGGCCGACAUUGGUGCCAACGAGUAUUUAGAAUAUGGAACUCAUGAGGACGCCAUGUAUGGCACCAAGUUGGACACCAUUCGACGCAUACAUACCGAAGGCAAAAUGGCCAUAUUAGACGUGGAGCCGCAGGCCCUCAAAAUACUUCGCACUGCUGAAUUCACGCCCUACGUGGUGUUUAUAGCGGCGCCAUCGCUGCAGAACAUUGCAGAUUACGAUGGUAGCUUAGAGCGUUUGGCGAAGGAAUCGGAUAUGCUGCGUCAACUGUAUGGACAUUUCUUUGACUUGACCAUUGUGAACAAUGACAUUAGCGAGACGAUUGCUACGCUGGAAUCGGCCAUUGAUCGGGUGCAUACCACACCACAAUGGGUGCCCGUGUCUUGGCUCUACUGACAAGACAGUGAGCUAGAAUGUCCCGACUGUCUCGAUGGCUGCGAUUGCGAGUGGGAUGCAUACACACAGGCGUCCAAUGUGGCGCUAUACUGAAAA